This is a messenger RNA of Radiomyces spectabilis, 1192 nucleotides long. RefSeq lists its product as uncharacterized. The transcript is spliced from 3 exons. The record is from RefSeq and is a predicted model, not a curated record. Lineage: Eukaryota; Fungi; Mucoromycota; Mucoromycetes; Mucorales; Radiomycetaceae. The coding region runs from base 146 to 1003 and encodes 285 amino acids.
UCCAGAUGAUUCAAAGCAUCGUGCCUGACGAAUAUGAUCUGCACGUUCCGUAUACAGCCGUUCUCGUUGAGACCCGACCUCCUCAUCAUCAUCAUCAACGUCCCCUUCCAUCACCGAUGGACCCGACUUUGUCUUACCACUGAAAAUGAACAAGGCGAAUAUGGACGCUUUGCCUGCUGCGCUCAAUAUCCUGAAUGAUUUCCUACGAAGCCGACGAGUCACCAUGUACGACGAUGCCGUCCGGGUGACUGUGGGUGUUGGGGAACCGAAAAUCGUGCCAACAGCCGUACGCUCGGAUACCAUCACGACUCGAGCCACGACGACGGCUAUCCAGCAACCACCCGCUCGUUCAUCGAGCUAUCCCUUUUUCAAUGCAUACAAUACCGAAGAAACCACAUCCACAUGGAAAAACUUUCCGGAUCGCUCUGUGGAUAACAUUCGAGCCAUUUUUGACGCGCCAAUGGACUUGACCGAGCAGGAACGGAUUGUCUUGAGCAAUUAUCGAUAUCACAGCAUGGGAAUGCCAUCGUCUGGUUUUGGUUUACCAAACGUGACCACCACCCCGGCUAAUAAAGACAUCUGGGCCACGCCAGGUCAGCGAGGAAGCAUUGGUGGCGGAGGAACAAGUAAAGUGCCGGGAGCUGGCUAUCCUGGACCCGUAAUUCCACCUGUCACCGAGAGCCGAAGCGCUACCAGUAGUAGGAUGUUUGCCAUGGAUGAGCCUCCUUCGACACAAUUUUUGAAUAUGGGCAUGCAAGCCAAAGAUUUUGAUCCUUACAACGACGAUGAUGACUUGACGGCUGCAUUAAAAUCCAGUCAACCUAUUCAACCGCCUAUGCCUGAAAAUCAUUUCAAGGUGCCGGCAUUCGGGCCUGGUCCUUACGGAACUUACCCGACGCGAUCACCACCGGCGGAUCCACAGCAGUUACAACGGCAGAAUUUCAUGUUUGGACCGCCGUCCUCCGAUGACCCUCAUGGUAAGUCAAAUGUUUUGCGCUACUGACGUUUUUUCCGGACCAUCAUCCUCUAAAAACCAUUGAUUUACAGUGUCAAGUAUUCUUUCUUCCUUUGAUCCGUCCAAUCCCAACCGACCACCGGCCCAACGCCGAGAAUCAUCCAAAGGACGCCCGCCACCAGGAAUCGAUAUCUAGACCUUCAUCCGCUAUUCCUCUUUACUACAUCUUUAUCCGAA